This is a messenger RNA of Physella acuta, 2619 nucleotides long. RefSeq lists its product as uncharacterized. The record is from RefSeq and is a predicted model, not a curated record. Lineage: Eukaryota; Metazoa; Mollusca; Gastropoda; Physidae.
GAUAGGGUGGCCAUAACGAAGUAGAAGACUGAACCAAAACAAAUAGGAGCCAAUGGAGACCAACCCGAACAGUCUCUCCAAACUUCCCGCUCUCAAAUACUUAUCCGACGACUUCCACUACAACCAUUUCCUGAAGAAGACAGUUGGACAGUACCUGCCCCAGUGCCUGCGCUAUGUCACUGAAGUGCGACCUACGGACCCGAUCGACUGCAUCGCUCAAUGUCUUUACAGGUGUGUUGACGGCAACAUGUACCAACAGGAGAAGAUCCAGUACCUGCAGGAGCUAGAGAGGAGCAACAAGCAGGUCAUGGCCAGGCGGAGGUCACUCGUGCUCAAAGUCAAUCCCAUACUGGACACGACCAGACGACAGGAGGAACUUUUGCGGCGACUUCGACUCGAGGAACUGAAUGACCUACUUUACAUUCUUAAAAAUACAGACGACCCUAUAGACGACCACAUCAGAGAGAGGCUGACAUUUUUAGCGAACUUGUUCUCGGCACAGAAGACAGUGAAAGAGAUGCUGAUCCAGCGAGCCAGGCGAGUUCUGGACAAACGUGCCCACUCUAUAGACGUGACGAAGAUCAUGGACUCGGUCAAACAGAAACAGUCAAGGCCGCUCGUCGACACGUCAUCUUCUGAGUUGGAUGACAAAAUAGACAGAUCGAACCUGGACUGGGGAGCAGUUAGUUCUGGACAGUUGCACGUUAUCAGCGAGCUAGACGACGAUGAUGAGACAUCUUCACUCAGAAAACAUGGACUUUCAUCACCACCAGGUACAUUGACGCCAGAUAGAAAGCUUGGAUUAAAGAGAGUUGACUCACAGAUGCUGUCUCAGUCAGUAUCGGAUAAUAUUCAGCAGAUGCUCAAGGAAAUGGACGACGAAUCUUCGACUUCUGUACGUGUUGGUGUGGGGAGGCUGUCCAGAUCAGCUUCGAUCAUUGCACAAGAUUGGAAAGAAGGAGGUGCCGACACAGACAGAUUAAAAGACUUCAAGAAAUUAAAAGAUAUUUUACGAAAAGUGAAAGACGAUGCGGAUCAAAUAGCUGAUGACAUGUCCAUCACGUCCGAGCAGGAAGACAUGGAACUGUUCUUCAGCGACAAAUCCAUCACUGAGGAGCUACAGAGCUCCCAAGUGGACCUGACCCGUAAGGAUAUGGCUGAUGCUCUCAAGGAGGGCCGCUUCGCCAUCACCAAGUCGGGACUUGUGGUCUUCGUCAGCACUGACCUAGGGAUCCUGGCACCUAAAGCUCCGGGGACGAAACCCCAAAGUCAGAUGGAAAAACCCGAGGAGUGGGCCAAGCGUGAGUUCGCCUGUGAGGUGCUCUACGACUCAGAGCUCUACACGGUCUGUGACUUCAGUGACGUGGACAGGUACAAGGACGUGGAGGAGAUGACCAUACAGGAGUUUCUAGAGCCGGUCUACAGAAGGCCACCAGCCAACUGGGAAGAGACGAAACUCUAUGAACGUGACAGUCUUCUGGCCCAGCCCAAGCCACGCAGCAACUAGACCAUCACACGCUCAGUGCUGCUUGUCUGCCCCUGACGAUUCUCUGCCCCUAGUAGUAGUCUGCCUGUAAUGGUUCUCGUCUUCUAGGGGUGUCUGCCUCUAGCGUGUGUCUUCCCCUAGCGUGUGUCUGCCUCAAACUUGUGUCUGUCCCUAGCGUGUGUCUGCCUCUAGCGUGUGUCUGCCUCAAACUUGUGUCUGUCCCUAGCGUGUGUCUGCCUCUCUGUCUGCCUCUAGCGUGUGUCUGUCCCUAGCGUGUGUCUGCCUCUAGCGUGUGUCUGCCUCUAGCGUGUGUCUGCCUCUAGCGUGUCUCUGCCUCUAGCGUGUGUCUGCCCCCAGCGUGUGUCUGUCCCUAGCGUGUCUCUGCCUCUAGCGUGUGUCUGCCUCUAGCGUGCCUCUGCCUCUAGCGUGUUUGCCUCUAGCGUGUGUCUGCCUCUAGCGUGUAUCUGCCUCAAACGCGUGUCUGCCUCUAGCGUGAGUCUGCCUCUCUGUCUGCAUCUAGCGUGAGUCUGCCCCCUAGUGGGUAUGUGACUGGUGCCCCUGUACCUAUAGGCCAAGCCCAGUGUUAGAACGUGUAGCUGUCUGCCCUGACUGAGAGACCAACAACUAACAACAGACACCGACCAACCAGACACAGAACAACCCGACCGUUCACUCGUUCAACAUGUACAACAAUUUCAGGCUAACUUUGUCAGAUUAAAGGUUGCGUCAGGGUUUGUGGAGAGUCGUGUGAUGGUUUGUGGAGAGUCGUGUGAUGGUUAGGGUUACCAAGAUGUUUGAAGGCGUGACAUUGGGGCUGAGUUUGAACAUAGUUCAGUUAUUUGAUUUUGAAAGUAUUAUGGUCCCCUAAAGUCAUUAUUAUCUAUUUAUCGAACAUGUAUUAUUAUUAUUUUAUAUUUUUAUUAUUCCUUUUGUUUAUCUUAUUACCAUUGAUGGUAGAUUGAAAGUAGAUUAGCUUAGUAGACAAGUAUAUAUCGACAUGAUACAAACAGGUGGAACAAUCAUGACACAAUCUUGACUCAAUCAUGACGAAAUGUUUUCUACCCAUAUACAUAUUUUGAUACUCGUUAUAUACACUUUUUCUUACAGCUUUAAAUAAACGUAAAUACGAUAAA